Messenger RNA from Monomorium pharaonis (pharaoh ant), 2219 nucleotides. RefSeq names its product carbohydrate sulfotransferase 9. The record is from RefSeq and is a predicted model, not a curated record. Gene Ontology annotation, cellular component: membrane. Lineage: Eukaryota; Metazoa; Arthropoda; Insecta; Hymenoptera; Formicidae. The coding region runs from base 637 to 1797 and encodes 386 amino acids. The transcript is spliced from 4 exons. Gene Ontology annotation, molecular function: sulfotransferase activity. Gene Ontology annotation, biological process: carbohydrate biosynthetic process.
AAUUCUAGGGAAGAUUGUAGAAUUUUUUAAAUACAGCUUUGAAAUAAAUUUAUUGUAUAUUUUUUAAUGUUCCUUAAUCAAAGAGAAAACCCACUUAAGUUUAAUAAUAAAUUUGAGAAAGUAAUAAACAAAAUUACGGUUUAUCUUUCCUCUUUCCUUUCACACUGAAGGGUAUAUUUUUCACAAAACUAUAUUUUUCCGCGACUAUUGUCCGCGACAAACUCCUGCCUUCUUUUCGGCUAUUUUUAAAUACGCUUCGACUUUACUUCGCCGCGCUUCGCGCCUCGUCGCUUUUAUAUUUAAAACCGGAGGAGAACACGAGUCUCGUGGAAUUUGUCGUUGUGUGUCGUUGCGCUGUCCACGCAUUAGGCAUCAGGAAUAUAAGAUAAAUUGUCAGUGAUAUUCCUUCCUCUUUCCUGUUAUCUGCGGAGGCGGGACACGAGAGAGGAAACGGAAGAAUAACAAUAACGCGGUAUAUCACUUCGUCGCGGAUUCUCAGAUGGUCAAGUUCUCGAGCUCAACAUUGACGGUACAGCGGUGUUACAACCAUAAUCUCCGACGGUGUUCUUCAGCGAUUUACACUAAAGUGGCGUCUUAUUGCAAGUGAAUUGAAGAAAAUGUAACAAGAUAUAAAGCAUGAUGUAUCCAUCGUAUAAAAUACUAGCGGUCGACGUAUUAAUGUCGAGUGACAAUAAAAAUUCAACGCUUUAUCCGAGAUUAAAAGUCGGCUUCUACUAUCUCGUAAAAAAGCUCCUUCUACUGAUGCAGAGACAGAUUACGGUGAUAGAGCUGGUUGCAGGAUUAGCGAUAAUUUGCGUUGUCACAUUGUUAAUGCUGUCGAAUUCAGCGCAAACCGCGCAUAUGGAGGCAAACAUAGAGCGGGCCACAUCGUUGAGGUAUGCGUCGCCGAAAUACACGCCAGUUGUUGCACGCGCCGUCACGUCUAGAAUAAAGCCACGAGCCCCGAUGUCGCGGGAACAGAUGGAGAUUGUUGGACGUGAGUUAGACAGGAGGAGACAGUGGGUGGCACGCGUGUGUGAGACAAUCGACACGAAAAGCUCGCAGCCGGACGCCACGCUGACAAACAUGAUCAUCGACACGGAGCACAACGUGUCAUGGUGCCCUAUAUACAAGGCGGCGAGUUCCACGUGGAUGAAUUACUUCGCCAUUCUGAAGGGCACUCUGACAGACGAUACUAUGGAUUUGGUGCGUCGCAAUCUUACGCAGAUUAGCGAUAUCGUAAGACAAAAGUUUCGGCAGGAUGAGGAUUUUAAUAAAAUCUAUGAGAAAGUUUUAAGAACAAAGAAGUUUCUGAUUGUGCGCCAUCCGCUGGAGCGUCUUCUAUCCGCAUACAGGGACAAAUUGGAGCACAUGCAAAACCGCGAAUAUUACUACAAACGCUUCGGUCGGCGCAUCGCGAUCAAAUAUCGUGAUCAAGCCGAUAACGCAACUAGAUUAGAGCCGACAUUCACCGAAUUUCUGCGGUUUAUAGUCGGCGAAAGGUACUUCGACGAACACUGGGCACCGUACGAUCGCACCUGCGAACCCUGCACGCUUCACUACGAUUACAUUCUGAAGUUCGAGACACUGGACAGAGACCAGAAUUUUUUCAUCCAGGAUGCCAAUCUUAGUGGGUACCUGUACGAGAGAAACUAUCCGCAAAACAUUAAUCCUCUAGGCGCGACAACCAGGAAAAUACUUAAUGAAUACAUCAAGGGGAUACCACAAACACUCCUCAACAAAGUUUACAAGAUUUACGAAAAUGAUUAUAAAUUGUUCAACUAUACAUCUAUUUAACAUUAUCGAUGUCUCUGUGUGUCGGUCAUAUUUACACAAUAAUGGGUAAUUAAUCGAUUCAUAAUCAAUUGAUUAAUUGAAGAUACAUAAUCUAAGAAAAUCGAUUAUUCAAGAAAAAAUUAAUCUAUUAUUAAUUAUUAGUCGUAAUUAAAUCGAUUAAUUUGUUUUCUUCGGUAAUCGAUUCUAUUGAAUUAUUUAUCUCUAAAUAAUUGAUUAAUCAAUUAUGAAUCGGAUAAAUGUCCAUUACUGUCCAGGCAGCUGUUUUUAUACAAUGAUAAUCUGAAGAAUGUUAAAUCUUCAUAAAAGCUCUGAUUUAAAUGUGAUGUAACAUAAAAAUUUAUUUAAUGUUUUUCAUUUUUUAGAGAAAAAAUAUUUUGAUGUUAAAAUAUAUGUAAAAAUUAUAUAUUAAAAAAAAUAGCAAA